AGCCGGCGGCGGGACCCGCGGAGAGCUGGGCGGCGCGUGAGCAGCAGCCGGCGCGGGCGGGAGAGCAACUUCGCCUUCCGGGGCCCGGGCGGCGGGCGCAGCGAGCGGGGCGCGAUGGAGCCGCGCUCACCUGGCGGGGCCUGUGCAGGAGCCUUUGGUCCCUGAAGAACUGGUGCAGCAGUUACUGUUGGAGGCUCGAUUCAGAACUUUGGAAGUGCACUGGGAAUGUGCAAGGCAUCCUCAAUUAAGGAGAAGGAAGGAGGAUUCAAGAGAGAAGUUAAGUCUGGCUGACCAUUCUGUUAAAUUAAUUUCUGUCUGCUCUGGCCUCAGAUUUUUUUCUUUCUUUUUUUUUUUUUUUGGUCUUAAUUGUGUUAAAAUAUACAUAAAAUUUACCCUUUUAACCAUUUUUAAAUGUCCAGUGCAAUGGCAGUAAGUGCAUUCACAUUGUUGUGCAAUUUUCACCACUAUUCUCCAGAGCUUUUCCAUGUUCCCAAACAGAAACUCCGUACCCAUUAAACAACUCUCUAUUACCACCCCCACCGCCCCCAGCCCCUGGUAAUCUCUGUUCUACUUUCUGUCUCUAUGAAUUUGCCUAUUCUAGGUACCUCAUAUAAGUAGAAUUGUAUAACAUUUGUCCUUUUGUGUCUGGCUUAUUUCAUUUAGCGUCAUGUUUUCAAGGUUCAUCCAGGUGGUAGCAUGGAUUAGAAUUUCAUCUCUUUUUAUGGUUGAAUAGUAUUCAUUUUAAUAAUAAUAUAUAAUCUGUAUGUAAACACACCAUAUUUUGUUUAUGGACUCUUCGAUUGUUUCCACCUUUCGGCUGUUGUGAAUAAUGCUGCUACGAACAUUGGUAUACAAGUGUCUGUUUGAGUCUCUGCUUUCACUUCUUUUGGGUGUAUACCUAGGACUGGAAUAGCUGGAUCAUAUGGUAAUUCUGUGUUUAACGUUUUGAGGAAACACCAAACUCUUCCACAGAGGCUACAUCAUUUUACAUUCCCACCAGCAAUGCAUGAGGGUUUCAGUUUCUCUACGUCCUCACCAACACUUAGGUUUCCUUUUUUGAUAAUAGCCAUCCUAAUAAGUGUGUAGUGGUAUCUCAUUGUGGUUUUGAUUUGCAUUUCCCUUAUGACUAAUGAUGUUGAGCAUCUUUUCAUGAGCUUAUUGGCCAUUUGUAUAUUUUCUCACAGGUGUCUUUUUUAAAGGAGAAAUAAUGUUUGAGCACGUGUAGGGGUAUUGUUCAUUAUCUCCCCAUUCCUUACCCCGAUGUAGAGAAGGAAAUUAACUGGGGGAAAGUAAAUGAAUAAAUAUAGUGUGCUGUUUCAUGUAGAUCUAUAGUCUAUCUUUAUAUGUGAUCUUGUUUCCUCUGUGUGCAUAUUUAUCUCUCUCGUAUGUAUGUCUUGUCUAUAAAUAGAUAACUUCUCCUGACACUCCUGUGUUACUGUAUGAAUGUUUGUGAGAGGCCUGGGGCUGAAAGUAAAUAAGGGCUUUCCAGUUCAUCCUUACACAGAUAUUUUCAAAGUUAAGAUGCACUUAUAUAACAUUCAGUUACAAGCCCUAGGUAUACCUCUUUCCUUGUGUUUUCCUUCUUGUGUGUUUUAGUUGUGGGAGGCUGAAAGCGGUUAUGGUCCAGACAUCUGUAAUACUUACAAAGAAGGCUGCUGUAAUUUUCUGUGCUUCUAACAAAGUAGCCAGUUCCUAUAUAUUUUUUUGUCUUCUUUCUGACAACGUGCCUGUUAGGCACUUUUUGAUACAAGGUAUCUAUAUUUUAACAAAGAGAACAAGAUAGUAAGUAAUAUACAUGGGGAAUUAGUGGGUAGAGCUUUAAUAUGACUUCUCAUUUGGGAGAUCUUACAAUUUAGUUAUGUUAACUGAAGUUUUCAGGACGCUGUUGAUGAAAUUUUAAGCGUAGUCUCAUUUUUCUGUUAUGUCUCAGGUGUUUGCUGACUAGCGGUUUGGAGAGGGCAUGCUUAUCUGGCAUGUCCAUAACAGAACGAACUGUGUGUUCCCUCUCUGAUGUACUGGGUAGCAAUUUCCCCCCUUUGGACGGUUCAGAACAGUAAGCUUUGUCAUAGAUUAAUAUCCAUAGCUACAUAGUGAUUUUAAAUCCAGAAUAAACCUAGCAUAGGGGAAAGAAGAAAAGGCUGUCUUAUGAAAAAAGUGAAACUUUCUCAGUGUGUCUUAUAGGUUUUUAGGAGUUGUCUGUUCUUACUGCCUUUUUUCAUGUAACACUAGAUCAAGGAAAAAGUUUUUUUAAAUUUGUUUUGUUUGCUUACAAGAAUCUAUACCCCAAAUAGCGUAACUGGAAUUAAAGGGAAAUACUUGGAAAGUUCAGUUUAUUUCUUUAUUCUUCCAGAUUUAUCUGCCUUUGAAAGUUCAAAACAGUUUGUUUUAUUGUUAUUUUUAUCUUUGUGUUUUAAUUAUUUAUAAUACCCCUUUUCAUAUGGACUCCAUACUACUCAGAACCAUUCUCUGAGAUUAGGAAGAUUGCUUGCAUCUCUUGAAGGGUUAGAACCAGAAAUGAAAAGCAAAUUCCUUUAUCAAAUAAGACUUGUAAAGCUAGCAAAUCAACUUAUACAAAUUCCCUAUUUAUCUGAAUUUUAAUUGCCAUUGUUUCCAAAGGGCAGGGUUAGAACCAAAAGAAAAUGUUUUUUGAUUGACAAUACUUUCAUUGAAAAAUUUAGCUGAUCCGGAAAUGAUGAGCAUUCAAAAGAAAGGCACUGCCUUUGGAUGUGUUGUGGUCAUGCUUUCUCAGUGCUUUGUUUUUAGUUUUUUUGUGGUGUUUGUGCUCACUCCUGCUCUGUCUUAAAUGAUUUGAAAGUAAGUGGCAGACGUCAUGACCCCUCACCCCUAAGUACUUCAGCAUGUCUCUCCAAAGAAUGAGGAUAUUAUUCUACAUAAAACCACAAUACUGUAUCACACUCCAGAAAGGUAACAUUUUACAGUAAUAAUAAUCUAGUGUAUGGCUUGUUUUCCAAAUUUUUCUAAUUCUUCCAAAUAUGUACUUUCAUAACUCUUUGUCCCUCUAAUCCAGGGUCCAGCCAAGGAUCACACAUCACAUUUGGUUGUUGUGUCUCUUCAGUCUCCUUUAAACUGGAACAGCCCCUGUCUUUCUUUUAUUUUUUUCCUGCCUUUUAUAACUUUAACAUUUGGAGGAGUCUAGGCCAGUUGUCUUGUAGAAUGUUCCACAACCUAAUUUUGUCUUUUCUUCUUGGUUAGUUUCAGGUUAAAAAUUUUUGGUAGGAAUAGCACGUGUAUGCUUCCCAUCACAGCACGUCAGGAGGCACAAUGGUAUCGGUCUGUUAUUGAUAAUGCAGAGUUUGGUCAUGAUGCAGAUCACUUGUGUUAAGGGGAUAUUUGUCAGAUCACUUCAUUGGAAAGCCCUUUUUCCCUUUUUAAUAACAAGUAGUCUGUAGGUUCAUGUUUUGAGACGGUAUGGCUGUCCUGUUCCCUAAUAACCUUUCACCUGGUGGUUUUAAUGUGCUCAUUGAUUUAAUCCAGGGUUUCCCCAGGGGUCUACUGGUAUGUCAGUGUGUCUGUGAAGCCCUGGGAAAUUUUUAUGUGUGUAUGUAUUUUUCCAGGGAUGUGGUCUGUGACCCCCAAAUAUAUAGAUCUUUUCCCCCCUGUUUUUGAGGGUACCUUCUACAAGUUCCUGUGCUUCAGAGACGUGUGAGUGGUAGGUUACUAGAAGCGGGGAACCAACCCUGUUAUCUUACUUUCCUAAUUACCUAUCUCAGCAUCACAUACAACUAGGUACUUAAUUUUUGUUGUUUGUUUGAGAAUGCUCUGUUCUGGCCUUUCUCUUAUCCUGAGCCAAGCAUUUGGGUCUUUCUGUUUGGUAUAAACUGUACUAGAAAAUAAAGCAAAGAGGCUUAGGCUUAGCCCCUGGUUUUUGGUGUUCUUUUUGAAGAUUUUUAGGCAAAAUUUGAUUUGUGUCUUUGCUGACACUGAAGUAAAUUUAGGUCAGUUGGAAAUGAAUUAAAACACUGCAAUAUGUUUUAGUUGUCUAAUUAUCAGUUGCAUCACUAAGACAUUUUUCACAAGUAUAGACAGGAGAGUCCAGCAGGUGACUUUAGGGAGCGCUAUGUCCAUUAUUAGCCCAAUGUGGAACAGCUGUAGAAGAGAUUGAUCCUUGACUUUCCCUGCACAACCAGGAGAGCAGUGUGGAAUUAAUCAUGGCAGUGGCCAGUGAGGUGUGUUCUGUUUUGUCUGUUGAUUAGCCUGUUGUAACGUUGGUUUGCCUUGCAUGAAAAAGUGUCAGUUGGGUGACCGAUAAUAAGAGCUAACAUUGGAAUAGGAUACUUUUUAAAUAAACAUUAUACCAUUUAAUCUAGAAGAUCACUCUGUGAAAGUAGAUAUUAUUUUUAUUCUAAUUACGUGGGUAGGGCCGGCCCCGUGGCUUAGCGGUUAAGUGCGCGCACUCCGCUGCUGGUGGCCCGGGUUCGGAUCCCGGGCGCGCACCGACGCACCGCUUCUCCAGCCAUGCUGAGGCCGCGUCCCACAUGCAGCAACUGGAAGGAUGUGCAGCUGUGACAUACAGCUAUCUACUGGGGCUUUGGAGGAAAUAAAUAAAUUUUUUAAAAAAUUAAAAAAAAAAUAAUUACACGGGUAAGGAGAAAAGGCUUAGAGAAGUUAAAAUAGACAACAUCAAACAGCUUGUGAGGAGCUCCAAGUUCCUUGUGCUUUCUGUUUCACAAGUCUAAAAGGUAGGGGCGUUCUAGGGAAUCUAAAUAUGAACAACGCAUGGCCCUUGCUCCCAAGGAUCUGUUAAAUCCAGCAAAUGUGUCUUCUUAUAAAUAUGUUAUAGACAACAAAUCAAAGGAAGAGCUAAGGAAGUACAGAAAAGGGCAGACAACCUCCAAGUAUAAAGUCAAGGUUGGUAUGAUGGAGGUGGCAUUUGAGGGGGAGGAGUAUUUGGGGAAGAAGAGGAAGAGUGGCCAAAAGCAUGGAGAUGGGAAAGCACAGGGCUUGUUAUGGGAGAGGAAUUGGUCUGGUUUGGCUAGAGCAUGAGCUGCAUGAAAGAAAGUAGUAGAAGCUAGACCUCAAAGAGGUUAGGAUCAGAUUGUGAAGGGCCUUGAAUGCCGUGCUAGAGAAGAACCUCAUUCUGGAGGGAUUUUGAGCAGGAAAUGAAAAAUGUGGCCAUGUAGAAGACCCAAAAAUAAUCAUGAUAAGUGCUUAUAUCUUUAAAUUAUGACUCUGUGCUAAUCUCUUAACGUACAUUAUUUCAUUAAUGCCUCACAGUAACUUUAUGAACAGUGUACUACGUCCAUUUUAUAGACAUGAAACUGAGGCUCAGCUAGGUGAAGUAAGUUUGCAAAUGUCAAACAGAUUUUGUUGGAGCUAGGACUCAGAGUGGGGUCUGUUAGCUUCCAGAGCCUAUCCUGGUUUUCACUAUGAUAUAUUGUCAUUUCUUUUGUCAGAUCACCUGAUAAGUUCUUAAUUCUCUGUCAAGAAUAUGGCUACAGGAAAAGGACGUUUUCAGAGUUCUGAAAGGACUACUUCUCAAUGUGUAAUCAUGUUAAGGAAUAUAAUCACUACCAAACCUGACUUGUACUACUCCCUAAUUUGGGAUCAGAGCUGGGUGGGAAAUUAAAGAGUUGGAUGAUGUUUUAUUUACAUGCCUCGUGGCAUCAAUACAUGAUCAUAGCAAAUGCUUUUGUUUUCAUUUUUAGUGUCUAACCUUAUUUGCCCUAAGUAAAUCUUAGGUCAGAUAAAGCUCAGUUCCUAGGAGAAUUUUAAGAUGCAUAAAGAAGUGGUAUUUCUCCUAGCUAAAAUAUGUUUCUUCUCAGCAGGUUUCUACUGAUAAAAGACAAUGACUACUGACGAAGGUGCCAAGAACAGUGGAGGAAGCCCAGCAGCAGCUGUUGCUGAACGGGGAGAGGAUAUCACCUCCAGAAAAGAUAGAGGAGUAUUAAAGAUUGUCAAAAGAUUGGGAAAUAGUGAGGAAACACCGAUGAUUGGAGACAAAGUUUAUGUCCAUUAUAAAGGAAAAUUGUCAAAUGGAAAGAAGUUUGAUUCCAGUCAUGAUAGAAAUGAACCAUUUGUCUUUAGUCUUGGCAAAGGCCAAGUUAUUAAGGCUUGGGACAUUGGGGUGGCGACCAUGAAGAAAGGAGAGGUCUGCCAUUUACUGUGCAAACCAGAAUAUGCAUAUGGCUCGGCUGGCAGUCUCCCCAAAAUUCCCUCGAAUGCAACUCUCUUUUUUGAGAUUGAGCUCCUUGAUUUCAAAGGAGAGGAUUUAUUUGAAGAUGGAGGCAUUAUCCGAAGAAUCAAACAGAAAGGAGAAGGAUAUUCAAACCCAAACGAAGGAGCAACGGUAGAAAUCCACCUGGAAGGCCGCUGUGCUGGAAAGAUAUUUGAUUGCAGAGAUGUGGUAUUCAUCGUUGGCGAGGGAGAAGACCAUGACAUUCCAAUUGGAAUUGACAAAGCCCUGGAGAAAAUGCAGCGGGAAGAACAAUGUAUUUUAUAUCUUGGACCACGAUAUGGUUUUGGAGAGGCAGGGAAGCCUGAAUUUGGCAUUGAACCUAAUGCUGAGCUUAUAUAUGAAGUUACACUUAAGAGCUUCGAAAAGGCCAAAGAAUCCUGGGAGAUGGAUACCAAAGAAAAAUUGGAGCAGGCUGCCAUCGUCAAAGAGAAGGGAACUGUGUACUUCAAGGGAGGCAAGUACAUGCAGGCGGUGAUUCAGUAUGGGAAGAUAGUAUCCUGGUUAGAGAUGGAAUAUGGCUUGUCAGAAAAGGAAUCUAAGGCUUCUGAAUCGUUCCUGCUCGCUGCCUUCCUGAACCUGGCCAUGUGCUACCUGAAGCUUAGAGAAUACGCCAAAGCUGUCGAAUGCUGCGAUAAGGCCCUUGGACUGGACAGUGCCAAUGAGAAGGGCUUGUACAGGAGGGGUGAAGCCCAGCUGCUCAUGAACGAGUUUGAGUCAGCCAAGGGCGACUUUGAGAAAGUGUUGGAAGUAAAUCCCCAGAAUAAGGCUGCAAGACUGCAGAUCUCCAUGUGCCAGAAAAAGGCUAAGGAGCACAAUGAGCGGGACCGCAGGAUAUACGCCAACAUGUUCAAGAAGUUUGCGGAGCAGGAUGCAAAGGAAGAGGCCAGUAAAGCAAUGAGCAAGAAGACUUUAGAAGGGGUCACCAAUGAAAAAGAAACAGAAAGUCAAGCAAUGGAAGAAGAGAAAGCUGAAGGCCACGUAUGACACCACGCAAAGGAGGGAAGAGUCGUAAUGAACUCGGUCCCUCCUCCAUGGGCUUUACCCAACUCAGGACUAAACAGUGUUUAAUGUAAAGUUUGUUAUAGUCUAUGUGAUUCUGGAAGCAAAUGACAAAACCAGUAGCUUCCCAGAAAACAACCACCGUGCUGCUGCCCAGUGCUCUCAUUGAGGGGGUGGCGUGGGACCACUCCAGGUGGAACAAAACAGAAAUGACUGUUGGUGUGGAGAGGUUGAGCCAACAGCUUAAGCCCAGCUCAUUUCAGUUUAUGUCAACUUUCAGUAUCCAAUUCAGGGUCCUUUGAGAUAAUCCUAAUAAUAUGGGGCUGUCUGUUAGGUUUUACAUUUGAUUGAACUUUAAUAGUACUGCAGAAACCUGAAAAUUAAUGCUUAAUGAAUUUCUCCUUUCCUGCAGUUGGGCGGGGAAAGGAGGAUCAGGUUUUGUUUUUUAAAUGACUGAAGUGCUAUGAAUGCAACCUGUUGCAUUUUUAACCCACAGAACCCACAGUAGAGAGGUCUAACAUCCCCUCAGGUCCACAGCAGCGUCACAGACUUAAAAACCAGAACCUUAGAGGCCAGUUGCUUGCUGACUUAGCUGCCUCUGCACAUCCCUCCUUAGUAAGCCAGCCGCCUUGUAAGUGGGUGUACCACACCCAGCCUGUCCCUGCAGGAGGACUUCUGUCAUUCCUAAAACACUCUUCAGCAGUGAUGAUGAGCAGAGGGAGUUUCUGGAUUCACUUUCCCUGUUUUGGAUGAAGUUCUGAGAUGCUGAAAUGUGAAAAGAGCAAUCAGAAUUCUGCUUUUUUUCCUCUCCUCUAUUCCUUUUAGGAAAUAAUGUUGAGUACAGUACUGCCUGCUAGCAUGACUACUGUUCAGUUUCUUAUUUCCAUUCUAACCCUUGCUAUUAAGAAUUUAAGACUUGUUCUUAUACUAUCUUUGACCUGGAGUGGAUUAAUUUACAUAUCCAUUUAGGAUCCAUGCAGAUUUUUGUUGUCUUUUUUAAAUUACUGGCUCAUAAAGAUAUGUAUACUGGUUUCUGGAACUUUAUUUACACUCUAUCAGGCAAAAAAAAUUGACUUUUUACUGCUAAGUAUCUUAAUUUAAAAAAAAAUCAAAUCUGUGGGGUUGAAAAAAUUAUUGCUCUUCUACAUUAAGGGUUUUCCUUGCAGGUGUGACACGCGGUUGCUUUCUUCUGCGCUGGUAGCUUCUUUGUUCUGGUGUGAGUUGUGAGAAAGAAUUGAAAACAGCUUCCCAUGCAGGUACAUCUAGCCUAAAAUCUCCAGUACUUGGGCAUUGAAUUAGGGCAAGUCUUAAAUAUGUACAUGUAGUUGAAUUUUAGUCCUUACCGGUAAACGAAAAUGAGCAUGGCUUUCUAUUCCCACAGCCUAAGAAUCACUCUUGGGAAUGCAUUUGGCAACCCAAGGAAACAUUCACUUUAACCUAGAACAUCUCACUUUUUUAAAAUCCUAAAGAACACUGGCAAUUAUAUUUUAGUUUUUAUUUUUAUGGUAGUUUUAACAAAACACUUUCAUUGUUAGGUUAGGACCCACGUUAAAAUCUGAAAAUAAAGUCAUUUCCUUUUAUACUAGUUUUCUUCUCCAUGGAACAAAUGGAAUUGAAUUGUGAGUUUCUCCUUUAAUGAUAACUAAAAUCCUUUUAAUUUCCCAUUUACACUUUUGUCUUUUUUCAUGAGGUAUUUCGUCAAUAAGCCCCAGUUUCACCUAGGAAACAUGAAAAGCAAAAAAUUGAUUUUGCUUAUUUGCUUAACUGUUUAGUAUUUGUAGCUCUGUUGACUAGAGCAUGACUCUAAUGAUGCCAAGAUUAAGAUUUGAUCCUAAAAAGGCCAGUUAGCUUUUUGCAGGCAACAAACAAAAAAACUUCCAAAAUUAGAUUAUCCCAGCCAACUGUCUCCCAAGUGUGUAUCAUGGGUCACUGGGGGGAACGGGCAAGAGUGUGUGGAGGAGAGGGGAAAGGGUGUGCGAGUGGUUCUGAGCAAACCAUUUUGAGGUGCCCAUUACCACUUGAGAAAAAGAAACUGCACAUAUUCUUGUAUCAAAUUCACUAAUCCUAAACAGUUUGUCUAGAAAUCAGCAGAUGUAUUUGAACCAUCUUUUAGACUGCAUUUGGAGUGGUGAGGCAGCGUAUGAUGAAUUAAAAACAUAGAUUGUUUUUUUUUUAAAAAUCAUUCAUUCAGAUACAUUUUUUUUGUGUUCCUUAAAUAAAUUCACAAAAACAAACAUGA
Diceros bicornis minor is the source of this 9434-nucleotide messenger RNA. It is a transcript of the gene FKBP5, whose product is annotated as FKBP prolyl isomerase 5. Lineage: Eukaryota; Metazoa; Chordata; Mammalia; Perissodactyla; Rhinocerotidae. Bases 5807 to 7180 code for a protein of 457 amino acids. Gene Ontology annotation, molecular function: protein binding; peptidyl-prolyl cis-trans isomerase activity. The record is from RefSeq and is a predicted model, not a curated record. The transcript is spliced from 11 exons.